Molecule: messenger RNA, 315 nt
Organism: Rangifer tarandus platyrhynchus (Svalbard reindeer)
Lineage: Eukaryota; Metazoa; Chordata; Mammalia; Artiodactyla; Cervidae
Source: the annotation of a GenBank genome assembly
AUGCGGGUGCUGUCCCCAGGCCGUGACCUGCAGCUCAGCCUUCCUGUUGGGAGGGGCCCCUCCUACUAUGCAAUUUUUCCAGAGCUCCUUGAUCCUGCUUUUUGCUUCUCUCGUUGUCUUUUGCCACGGCGGGGACUUGGGUCUGGCCCCAGGGGUCAGCUCCAGCCCUGUCCGAGCAAGGCCUUCAGGAGGAGGCCAAGUUCCCCUUCUGGCCAGCCCUGCUCCUGCCCCCCCACCCCACAACGGCCCCCCUCCCCCGCCCCCCACGCCCGCCUCCCCUCACCCCUAAAGUCUCUGGGAAUCUGUAGCCUGUAG